This is a messenger RNA of Notechis scutatus (mainland tiger snake), 2493 nucleotides long. The record is from RefSeq and is a predicted model, not a curated record. Lineage: Eukaryota; Metazoa; Chordata; Lepidosauria; Squamata; Elapidae.
AUGGGGCUGGGGCCAUACUUGCCAGGGAGAGGAGAGAGAGUUCUCUUGCCCCUGCUGUCCACUGAAAAGCCACCACGGGGCUGGGGCCGUGCUUGCCAGCAAAAGGAGAGAAGAGAAGAGAACGUUCUCUACUCUCCCUGGCCAGAGGCUCACGUCAGCUUAAUCAACUCCAGGACAGCUGACAGUGGCUGUGGGGAGGGGGGAGAAGAGCCUGGAAGUCCUGAUGCACCACGUGUGCAGCCGCAUGGAUGGCAGGGGGUGGGAAACGAUCCUGGAAGCCCCUACGCUGUCAGAAUCACCAUCACUGCCUCGCUGCUGCUGCAUCCCCCACCCCCUGCAGGGCUGUCAGUUUACCUGGGGCAUGAGCAAAAUCGUCCAUGCGUAAUGGAAGUAGACUCGGGAUCGUCCCUAUCAAUGGUCUCGUGGAAAACCUUCAAACAGCUGAUCCCUGACAUCCGUCGCCAGGAUCUCAGCACCCAAAAAAUCAUAUUAAGGGACUACCAGGGGAACAGGAUUCCUGUUGCCGGUUCCCGAAACGUCCAGGUGUCCUUCAAGGACCACACCGCUACUCUGCCUAUUACCAUCGUCGAUCGAGACCGACCCAGCUUGUUGGGGUUACAGUGGUUCGCUCCACUGGGAAUUGAACUAGCUGGCAUUCACCAGACCGGGAACAGCGACUGGGAAGCGGCCCUCGUCCAGGAGUUCCAGGACGUGUUCACCGAGAAGCUAGGCAAGUACAAGGGAUCCCCCAUAUCGUUUAGCCUCAACCCCGAUGUCGCGCCCAUCUGCCUUAAGCCUCGUCGAGUGCCCUUCGCACUCAAGCCAAAGAUUGACGAACAAUUGGACAAAUUAAUAGCUCAGGGGGUGUUAGAACCGAUCGAUCACGCCCGUUGGGAAACCCCGAUUGUAACUCCCAUAAAACCUGAUGGAUCGAUAAGAAUUUGUGGGGAUUACCGGGCCACCCUAAAUCACGCGCUUCAGCAGAGCACUUACCCGGUACCUGUGAUCCAACAUCUUCUUCACUCCCUGGGUGGCGGAAAAAUAUUUGCAAAAUUGGACCUCGCCCAAGCAUACCAGCAACUACCCGUAGAUGCAGAAACUGCUGAGGCCCAGACUAUAGUCACGCACAGAGGUGCGUUUAAAUGUAAUAGACUCCAGUUCGGAGUAAGUGUAGCACCAGGCAUUUUCCAAAGCCUGAUGGAGAGACUGCUACAAGGCAUAAAAGGAAUCGUGCCUUAUUUCGAUGACGUAUUGAUAGCCGCCCCCACUAGAGACGUAUUAAAGGAAAGACUCAGAACAGUCCUUCAGAAAUUCAAAAAUGCCGGGUUGAAAGUAAAAAAGGACAAGUGUCAACUUUGUACUGAGAGGGUUGAAUUCCUGGGGUACCUUCUUGACAAAAAGGGAAUCCACCCCACUGAAAAAAAGGUAACUGCAAUAAAAAACGCCCCAAGACCCAGGAACAAAACAGACCUCCAAGCUUCCUGGGUCUGGGGACAACGGGAAGAACGAACCUUCCAGCAAGUAAAAGAUCUAUUAACCUCAGAUGCUGUACUAAUGCAGUAUAACGAGACUUUGCCUUUAACGGUCACCUGUGACGCUUCGCCGUUUGGGGUGGGAGCUAUUUUGAGUCACGUCCUACCAAAUGGAAAUGAAGCACCUAUUGCUUUCUUUUCACGAACUUUAUCGAAAACUGAAAGAAACUACAGCCAACUCGAUAAAGAGGCUCUUGCUAUUGUAUCCGCCAUUAAACGCUUCCAUGAAUAUGUAUAUGGCAGACCAUUUACCAUAAUAACCGAUCACAAGCCAUUGCUUGGCAUUAUAGCGGGAGACAAACCAACUCCCCACAUAUUAUCGCCAAGAAUGACCCGUUGGUCAGAGUUUCUAGCCGCAUACGAUUAUCAACUGCAACACCACCCGGGAAAAGCCAUUCCCCACGCUACAGAACUGUUUUCCCAGAAGGGCUGCAUCUUGUGGGGGGACAGAGUUGUUAUUCCAGGAAAAUUACAACAUACAGUUCCAAAAAUGUUGCACGAUGGUCAUCCAGGCAUUGUGCGAAUGAAGGCAUUGGCACGAAGUUACGCAUGGUGGCCUGGUAUCGAUAAACAGAUAGAAGCCUGGGUGGCCACAUGCAACAAAUGCCAGGAAAUCCGUGCUGCCCCACCGAAGGCACCUCCAACUGAAUGGGACGCACCUCGUGGUCCCUGGUCCCGCAUCCACAUUGACUUUGCGGGACCCACCAAGGGACACACUUUUCUCAUAACUGUGGAUGCCUAUUCCAACUGGCUCGAAGUCCACAAGAUGAAGAGCACCACCACAGAAGCCGUCACUAAAAAAUUAAAUAGACUAUUCGCCACGCACGGAUUGCCUGACGUUUUAGUCUCGGAUAAUGGUCCCCAAUUCACUGCCCUAGCAUUUGAACAGUACCUAGCCGACCGGGGCAUCCACCAUGCCUUAACUUCGCCGGCUCACCCUGCGGCCAAUGGCAGGGCUGAG